UUAAAAACAAAAUAAGCAUUAUUGUUCGUAUCAAUUAUUCUAUGUUUCACUCAUGAGUUUGAAAUCAAGACGAUCUCCCCCUCCACAAGAACAUUACGACAAGAAUGGAAGUGCAAGUUCUUCAUCGGAAAACAGGUUAAUUGUAUCACUCAUGGCAUCCAAUAGUUCACUCUCUAAACGGCUAAAUAUAAUCACAAUUCUGUUGACAAUCGGACUCUUCGUAACAUUAUUCAACUUUUAUGGAUUAAAGCGAUUAGAAAGCGAUCGCUUGGAUUCACUCACAUAUUCUGUCAGCGAAUUAGUCAAACCAAAUGCAAACACUGAGUGCCAAAUACCAGACAUCAGACCCAUUGCUUGGAUAUCAGGACAAAGAACUCGGAUAUCAGAUCACUUAUAAUGGUUCUGAUGGUGAUUGGGAUGUGCUUUGGUCUCACGAAUACCCGUUUAUGAAAAAUUUCCUGCCUCAUCUCAGACCAUAUCAAAGAGUCAAUAAAUUUCCCGGCUCAGGGUUCAUCACAAACAAAGUGAAUUUAGCCACUUCUCAACUCAAACAUAUUCCUCAGGCAUUCAAUCUGCCGUCAGAGAAGGAACAGUUCCUUAAACAUGCCAAAGAAAACCCCACAAAAUUAUGGGUUCAGAAGGAUAGUAAUCACCGGGGUAUACGAGUUCUGGACUUAGAUGCAUUGAAUUUGGAGGCAUCAGGCACAUUUGUUCAGGAGUACAUUCAGAAGCCGUUUCUUAUCGAUGGAAAAAAGUUUGAUAUCGGACUCUACGUGACAAUGACUUCAAUAAACCCAUUGCGAGUGUAUAUCCUGGAUCACGAAGCAUUACUUCGAUUCUGUGCCCGACUUUACUAUCCAUUCAAUAGUACUGAUUUGAAUUCAUAUGUUGUUGGCGACGACUACACCCCAACCUGGAUGAUGCCUUCGCUUAGAAAAUACUUCAUUGAUCUGAAUCUCAAUAUGAAAGAGACAUUCAAUGCAUACCUGAGAUCUCUAGGAAAAGAUCCGAAUUUUGUUUGGAAACAAAUUGAAGACUCGAUUAAAACAGUUUAUUACGCCAAAGAGGAACAGAUGCUUAAGUUGACGGACAACUUUGAGACCACCAGACACUUCUUCGAAAUGGUUCGCUUCGACUUUGCUUUAGAUGAAGACCUAAAUGUAUAUCUAAUGGAAGCCAAUAUGUCUCCCAAUUUAUCGUCGGCUCAUUUCGCACCCAAUAAACUAAUUUACGAACAGGUGAUAUUCAAUUUAUUAUCACUGGUAGGAGUGGCCCGAACUCUGAACACCCGCACGUGGCCUGAUAUGAGUCCAGAGUACUAUAAUAUGAUGGUCACCACCAAAGAGAUGUCCGUUAAUGAAGAGCUCUGUGCCGGUGCUGAGUGUCACUUGUCGUGCAAAUCAAGUGUAUGUGAUGUCUGUUAUCAUUGUCUAAAAGACGAGCAAAAAUUAGUGCUAAAAGAUGCAGUUUUGGAGCAAAAAUCCAAAUGGAAUGCAAAACGACUGAUCCCUUCGACAUCGGAUGUGGACUCGGAUCUCAUGACAAGCGAUACAAAUAAACAUCACUUGAAAUGGUUUAGAGGAAAGUGUCAGCAAAACAAAGAGUGGUGCAAUUGAUUCAUGUGUUUACUGGUUAUA
This is a messenger RNA of Oppiella nova, 1637 nucleotides long. NCBI's taxonomy places the organism in Eukaryota, Metazoa, Arthropoda, Arachnida, Sarcoptiformes, Oppiidae. The record is from the annotation of a GenBank genome assembly.